Molecule: messenger RNA, 1919 nt
Organism: Oryzias latipes (Japanese medaka)
Lineage: Eukaryota; Metazoa; Chordata; Actinopteri; Beloniformes; Adrianichthyidae
Gene: mmd
Product: monocyte to macrophage differentiation-associated
Cellular component (GO): membrane
Molecular function (GO): pore-forming activity
Source: RefSeq, a predicted model, not a curated record
CGGUUCAGGGAGGGCGGGUGAGAGGCAACAGAAAUCCCUGCUGUGGCGAGGCGUCUUUAGUGCUCCUGUCUUCCGAGCUGUUGCUUCUUCGGGCCUCCGGGACGCUAAGCAUGAGGCGGGCGCCAUGGGCUUUCUGGAAAACUACCAGGAGAUCGACCCCGUCACUCUGAACCUUUGUAUCCUCAUCGCCAGCUAUGUUAUCUUGCUCCUGGUGUUUCUGAUAUCGUGUAUUAUGUACGACUGCCGGGGCAAAGAUCCCACAAAGGAGUACGCUCCGGACCCAGAGCCGACUCCUUCGCCCAUCAGGCUGGUGGUGAUGCAGAGCUCCUCGGCGCCGAUGGGGCGGUGGGACACGGCCAGCAUGAUCACCAGCUAUCAGGAUCCGUCACACUCGGACUUCAGGGAGAAGAAAAGCACCAUGGUCUAAGUGGCUGUGAGCGCAGUGACUCCUUUUGGGUUUUUUUUGUACGUAAAUGCUCUUUCCUUUUUUACGUUGUUUCGCUGGUUCUGGAACCAUGUUUGGAUUGGACCUGCACAAGAGCCGAGUCGGAAGGUUCAUGAACAGGCGGGCCCCCGCCAACUGCCGCUACCAGCCCACGUGCUACGAACACGCCGCCAACUUCUACACUCAUGCUCUCGUCAUCGUGCCGGCGUUCAUCGGCAUGACGCUGCUGCACCGCCUGUCCGACACCAGCUGGGAGAGGAUCACGGCCUGGGUGUACGGCCUGGGCCUGUGCGCCCUCUUCCUCGUCUCCACCGUGUUCCACAUCGUCACCUGGAAGAAGAGCCACAUGAGGUCCGUUGAGCAGUGCUUCCACAUGUGCGACCGGGUGGUCAUCUACUUCUUCAUCGCCGCCUCUUACAGCCCGUGGUUGAACCUGCGGGAGCUGGGCCCGCUGGCGGCCCACAUGCGCUGGUUCGUGUGGCUCAUGGCGGCCGCCGGAACCAUCUACGUCUUCAACUAUCAUGAGAAGUACAAACUGGUGGAGCUGGCGUUUUAUCUGACCAUGGGAUUCUUCCCCGCUUCAGUCAUCGCCUCCAUGAGCAACACGGACGGCGUGCAGGAGCUGGCGUGUGGCGGCCUCAUCUACUGCCUCGGCGUCUUCUUCUUCAAGAGCGACGGCGUCAUCCCCUUUGCCCACGCCAUCUGGCACGUCUUUGUGGCGUUGGCUGCUGCCGUGCACUACUACGCCAUCUGGAAAUACCUUUACAUGGCCCCCAGCGCGGAGUCCCUCCUCAACUUGUGACCCCCACCCCCCACCGAUCUUGCUAAUUCGACCACCACCAGAGCUGCAUUUCUGAUGUUUACCAAGACCUGACUGAUGUUUACCGCUUUGUAUCUGGGGGGGUUGUACAAGGCCUUGAGGGUGGGGGCACAUCUUCUAAAAAUGGCACAUGACCUGACAGUCUUUUCUAUCGAAGCGAGCCACAUUCCAGGAUCGGAAUCAAACCUGAGCCGAUCACGUUUUGAUGUUUCUAAGAUGCCAAAGGUGUCUAAAAAACUGCCAAAGCGAAGCAGCUUCAGACAAAAAUCAGAAUUUUAUCCCUGAAAUGACCAAAAAUAAUCCAAGAAAUCGAGAAGAGAUUUCUCCUCUAAACCUCUUUUCCAGUAAAUCAGCUCCUGCGUUUGGCUCCCUCUGGUGGACAACCUGAGUAUUACAGACUACGUUGAAUGUGAGCCGUGUUGUGUAGCGUCUGUCCAUGAAUCCCUGCGUAUUUGUACGAUUCCUCUGUUUUGUAUGUUUGUAAAUCUGCAUGAUCUGUGCAGGGACGUUCCCGCUCACCGUCUGCUGCUCUGGCUCUUCAUGGUGCUGCACAAACACGAAUGUUCAACCACUGUUCUGAAAACCACGUUUGUAAUAUGAAAAUAAAGUGACCUGGAUCCAGAUCAGAACCUGCUUCUGGUUUUCAACUCUAAA